This is a messenger RNA of Sceloporus undulatus (fence lizard), 1890 nucleotides long. Its product is annotated as membrane progesterone receptor epsilon-like. Gene Ontology annotation, molecular function: signaling receptor activity. NCBI's taxonomy places the organism in Eukaryota, Metazoa, Chordata, Lepidosauria, Squamata, Phrynosomatidae. The coding region runs from base 193 to 1335 and encodes 380 amino acids. Gene Ontology annotation, cellular component: membrane. The transcript has a single exon. The record is from RefSeq and is a predicted model, not a curated record.
CCCGCAUCGGAGCUCCACACAAAGAGAGAGAGAGAGAGAGAAGCCUAGAUCGCCUUGGCUUGCACCUGCGUGGCCCCUGAGCAGAGGAGCCAGAGGAAAGGGGCCCCUGAGGCUGCCCCUCUGGCCUUGCCCCUCUCCUGAGGAGGAAGCCCCCCCAACAGCCCCCACCCAGCCCUUCUCUCGGGGGUCCCGAUGGGCCAGGGGGGCAAGAGGACCCCGGGGGUCCCGGCGGGGGCCCUGCUCCUGCGCUCCAGCGAGGUGCCCCCCAGCAUGACCGAGAGCUUCAUCCUGAGCGGCUACCGCUGUCCGGGCUACUCCUUUGCCCAGUGCCUGGCCUCCGCCUUCCGGCCCACCAACGAGACGGGCAACUUCUGGACCCACUUCCUGGCCGUCUUCGUCUUCGCUUUCCACUUCCUGGAGCCCUUCUGGGGCCAGGAGGGCAGCCAGGGCCCUAUGGCGCAAAGGGGGCCCACUGACCCCUUCUUCUACCCACUCUGGAACUACUUCCUGGGGGUCUGCAGCCUCCUGGUGGCCAGCAGCAUGGCCCACCUCUUCAACUCCAUGUCGCUGGUCAUCCGGGAGAUCUGCUUCUACAUCGACUAUGGCACCAUCAGCGCCUACACCGUCGGCUCCUCCUUGGCCUAUUUCUACUACAUCUACCCACCGGGUACCAAGAAGACCCCCCACGCACUGCCUACGCUGGGCCCUGCCAACCUCUCCUCUGGUCUCUGGCCCGGCCCGGCCGAAGGGUCCGGCUGGCUCUCCGCCACCCUGGUGGGCCACCCAGGCUCCUGGUUCGAGUCCCUGUACGUGCCCAGCACCUGCCUCAUCGCCCUCUUCUGCACCUUGGCCUGCUGCAGCACCCGCCGACAGUGGCCCCGCUACCGCUACCUCAUCCGCACACUGGUCUUCCUGCUGCCGUUUCUGGUGGUCUCCCUGCCGGUCUUCGAGAAGCUGUGGCACAUGGGGGGCAGCGGUGGCAGCGGUGAUCAAGGGACAGGCCGGUUCUUCCUGCGCCACUGCUUCUGGCUCCUGGCCUCAGGCAUCUUCAACAUCAGCAAGAUCCCCGAGCGCUUCAGCCCAGGCAAGUUCGACAUCUGGGGCCACAGCCACCAGUGGUUCCACUGCUGCACCUUCAUGAGCAUCUUGGACGAGCUGCACAUGAUCCGGGGGGAGAUCCGGGAACUGGGGGGCGGCCUCCCCCGGGCCCCCACCUUCCUCUCCACCUUUGGGGUCAUGCUGUUCCUGAUGGCCCUCGUGGCCAGCAUCGUCGGAUGGUUUGGGGUCAAGGCGUACGAAAGCCACCAGCGGAGCCUGGCCAAGAAGGCCAACUGAGAGGACUGCAAAGCUGCUGUGGCAGAGCAUGGGCUGGCGCUUCCUCUGCCACUCUUUUGCCUCCUGCCACACUGAGCCACUGGAGGGUCUCCUGGGUCCCUAAAAUGAGGGGAAGACUGCCGGGGAGCCCACCAUAACCUACUCAGGCAGACGAAAUGGACCUGCAGCAGAUUGAACUUCGGAGGGUGGGAGCAUGGGGAAAGGGGGAGUCUUGAAAUAAAAUGAAGAUGCAACUUGAACCCAAAAUGGUGGCGUUCAAAGGCUGCCCCCCCCCAAAAAAAAAUCUCUCUCUCUCUCUCUCUGAUGGGGAUGGUAAGUGAUUGAGAGCCCUGGAAUUGCUCAGUCACUCUGCAAAUACAGUAUGGAAAAGGCAGAGAUUGCAGGUGGCUGCUUGGGUUUAUUUUUCCUAUAGGCAAAUUUCAGGGCCUUGAAUAUGGAAAAUAGGAGAGGAGGAAGAUUUCCAUUCUGGAGGGGAGUGGCUCUGCUGGAGGAAGAGGAAGUUGUGGGGCAGCAGAGGGUGCCCUGGCAAGAAAAGGGCCCCAAAGUGGGAGACUU